CCCCAUCCUCAUCCCUUUCCUAUUGUCUCCAUCCCCAUCCUCUCAUUCUCCCGUCUCUCCACCAUCCUGUCCCAUAUCCAUCCCAUUCCAUCCCAUCCCUGUUCCCAUCCCAAUGCUUUUCCCAUUCCUGUCCGUAUUCCAUCCUUUAUCCCAUCCCCACCCCAUCCCACCCCCAUCCCCAUCUCUACCCCACAGAUGGAGCAGAUCAAACGCGCCAACCGCCUCUACACAUCGGACACCAUUUUCCUGAAGCCCACCCUCCUCAUCCCCCCCCCGGGGUGCCCCAAUGAGGCUCCCAUGGGGUCAGCGCCGUCGGACCCUACAACCACCACCCCCACCGCCCCCACCACCCCCUCCUCCACGCCACACCACGACCUCACAGCCAGCGACUUCCUGCGCCGCCUGGACGCCGACAUCGGCCGCUCCAAAGCAGCGGUGGUGGAGCAGCAGCUGCGUGCGGGUGUCCCCAAGGCCGCCGUCCCGCUCCCCCCCCCAGGGCCGUCCCUGCGGGGUCCCCAACUCGGCGCUCAGCCCCUCACCCGGACACGGCGAGCAGCUGCACUGCGUGACACCGAGGAUGAGAUCUUCACAUUGUGACUGUGGGGACAUCAUUAUGGCCGUGGGGACAUCAUUAUGGCCAUGGGGGCACUGUGACUGUGGGAAUGGGAUGGAAUGGGGGGGGGGCUUCCACCGGGUCGUGCCCCACUUUGGGGUCAGCCAAACCCAUGGACUGGAGCCUCCCCUCCCACUGGAAUGGGGUUCACCCAGUGAUGCUUUCCCUCUGAUCCUAUUUAUUUGUAUGGCUUUGUCCCUUUGGGGUCUUUGUCCUUUGGGGUCUUUGCCUUUGGGGGUGUUUUUGGGGGUGGGGGUCGGGGUCGGUCACCCGUGGGUUUCCCACCCUGCAAUGUGUAAAUAAAAGGGAGCACCGUGGGGACACCACCGUCACA
Molecule: messenger RNA, 947 nt
Organism: Phasianus colchicus (ring-necked pheasant)
Lineage: Eukaryota; Metazoa; Chordata; Aves; Galliformes; Phasianidae
Source: RefSeq, a predicted model, not a curated record